This is a messenger RNA of Xiphophorus hellerii (green swordtail), 5619 nucleotides long. RefSeq names its product protein phosphatase 1, regulatory (inhibitor) subunit 14Bb (gene ppp1r14bb). The transcript has 4 exons. Lineage: Eukaryota; Metazoa; Chordata; Actinopteri; Cyprinodontiformes; Poeciliidae. Bases 438 to 824 code for a protein of 128 amino acids. Gene Ontology annotation, molecular function: protein serine/threonine phosphatase inhibitor activity. The record is from RefSeq and is a predicted model, not a curated record. Gene Ontology annotation, cellular component: cytoplasm. Gene Ontology annotation, biological process: innate immune response; regulation of phosphorylation.
CACGCAACUCCCCGGGGGCCAGCGGAACCGAGAGACCGACGUGCGAUUCCUCUUUGUACUCAACCAGAAGAGUUGAGGCCGGCUCUGCCUCCGCUGCCUUCUCCUUUUUUUAACAGAAGCAGGGAGUCUGGAUGCUGGAAAUAGCCCGAUAAGCCGGUUACCGGUCCACUUUAACCGCAACAGUCGGUCUGUCUUUGUGGAAGCGGACAUCCCAUGUCAGUGUCCCUUUGAGCCAUUUUGUACAACAAAAGGUCCAGCGACCGUUAUUUUCUUUUUUUUUUUUUUUCUUACCGGGGGGGAUUUCAAGUCACACACAGCUAUUUAUUUGUGGAACAACACUCCCUUUUUUUUUUUUACACUUCCACACCUCCAGAUAGGAGGGGGGUCCAUUUUCCUUUUUUAAGAAAAGAAAAAUCAUCCCCUAACCGAGAGCGACAAUGGCAGCCGUAACGAGCCCGGAGACGAGCCCUCAACCGCGGGUAUAUUUCCAGACGCCGGCCGGCACCACGGAGGAACCGGAGACUCCCGUUAGGAAGCAGGGACGGGUUACCGUCAAAUACGACCGAAAGGAGCUGAGGAAGAGACUGAACCUGGAGGAGUGGAUCAUCGACCAGCUAACGGACCUCUACGACUGCGAGGAGGAAGCCAUCCCAGAGCUGGAGAUCGACGUGGAUGAACUGCUGGACAUGCCCAGUGACGUUGAGCGAGCAGCCAGGGUUAAGGACUUACUGGUUGACUGUUUUAAACCCACUGAGGAUUUCAUCUCAGAGCUGCUUGACAAGAUCAGAGGAAUGCAGAAGCUCUCUACGCCUCAGAAGAAAUGAUGGCGUCCAAACUUUCCCCACGUUUUCCCUUCCGCUCCAGCCCUCCGUCUCGUCUUCCUUCCACGCCCCACGUUUUUAAUUUAAGGUCUUCUUCCUCUGUUGAGGGUCAUAAAAUGUUAUAAUCGUUUCUGAUCAUAGUUGUCUCGGUCGCUUCGUUUUGUUUGAUUUUUGCGUGUACCGUGAUGGAUCUGGACUUCUUUCAUCAGCAGAAAUGAAUAAUUCGCCUUGCGGCUCGUCUCUCCUCUGCCCUCCUGUUUCCUCUCCUGCCCUUACUGUACUCUUCUCUUCCUAAUCUUCCUCAUCUUCCUCCCACCUUCCCAUCUGUCUGAGGAGGAGCAGAGUCCCAUAAUUACUGUAAAAGCGGGGAAGAACAUGUAAAAUACGAAACAGAGUGAAAACUGAGGAUGAAAUACUUCAGCCUCCACCAGCGAGAUUAUGUGAAUAUUUUAACUUGAGAUUUUUCCCUUUCCUGGUGCUGUUUGAGGGAGAUCGUCACUUCACUUAAUCUGUUUUAAUAACAUUUUUGGGGUUCUGUUUUUGCCGCCUAAGCACAGGCAGUGCUGCAAAAAAACCUUUUUGGUGUCUCUUAAAGGGCAUAUAUCAUCGUUUUAGCAACUUCAUCUGUGUCCAGACUCACAGCUCAGAAUAGUUGGAUUCAUUUCAUGACUAAAAUUGAGAAAUAUGUGAAAAAUAAAAUAAAACGUGACAGGAAGAGGAAAUGUAAAGCAGCUGAAAGUUGCUGAAGAGUGUAAAAGUUGGGUUCAUAAAGUGAGAAUUUAUAUGGUUCUCUUUCCAGCAUGGAAAAUGAAAUAUCCAAGAGACUGGAGAUCUAACAAAUCGGCAGACUUCAGAGGGAUUUAAAAGCUCGGUCAGGAAGUCUUCUUGUAAUUAACUACAGUGGAGAACUUGGGAUAAAAAUCUGAACCAGUACAAUUACUGCUUCAGUUCUGACCAACAUCUUAUGCUACGCUAGUUGUGACUAGAAGGGAAGUUGAGAUCAAAUAAAAAAAUUAAAUCAAAUGUUAUUUGUACACAUUUCAGCAACAAGGCAUUUCAAAGUGCUUUACAUGAUAAAAAUACAAAGUCAUAGAGCCCAGUGAACAAUCGAAACAUCACAUUUUGCCAUCCUUACACAUCAGAUCGUUUAUUAGUAUCUCGAUUGUUGAUAGAGAUACUCCAUCUGUUCUCCUUCAUUUGACUUAUAAACGAUAAAACAAACAAAAUUCUGUUAGUUAUUGAAAAAAAGCAGCAUUUUCUUACAGAAUAAACUUUAUGCUCACAAACAACCAUCACCUCGGUCUGGCUGUUGACUCCCUGCUUUUUGUCUCAUCUCCUCAUCGCUUUGGCUCUGGUUGUUUUUUAGGGAAACACUUUUGAAAAUCUCUCACUCAUGCUAUCCUUCUCCACAUAAUCCUUAAAAAUGUAGUCCUAUGAUUACCAUGAGAGAUUUUCAGACUUUACAUAUUGUAGUUAUCCAUAUAUGGUAGUGCCUUCCUGUUUCAGUAGGCGUGAUGAGUUUCUAAAAUGAGUUUUAGAAAAGACUUGCAUGUAGUGUGUAUGUUUCAUAGGGUUUUCUGGCUCUAUUAUAUGAUGAUAUAUGCCCUUUUAAAUAAACCCAGCACUGUGUCAUUUUUGGGGGAAGAAAAUCUGAACCUCUGACCACAAAGCGUCUUGUAAAUCUAUCUUUAGUACAGCGAAGAGGAAACUUUGAUGCCUGGAAAUAGUGAUUGAACCUUUAGAAAGACUCACUGGUCAGCCGUUUGGCUACAAGGCCGGGUCUAGACCUUCUGAUAAAUGUUUUUGUUUUUAUUUGAAGCUAGACCAGAAGUGGGUUUUUUUCUUCUUUUCUUUUUUUAUUUUUAUAGGCUGCAUGUGAAUUUUGGUUCCUCAAUCCAGCCUGCACAUACACAUGUACGUCUGUGUUGCUAUUAGUGUAUGUUGCUACAUAAUGUACAGCAACAUCUGUCAUAGUAAGGAGUGUUUUUGGGCCUGUAUAUUCUGCUGUUAUGUAGGACAGAGUUGUCUGGGUUUUUUUGGGUAAAGGACUGGUUCCUUUCUUAUUUCUUGUUGUCAUACACACCCUGACCGUCGUAAAGAGGGAACCCUGUAAAAAGCUGCCUUUUUAAAAACCACAACACCCUAACGUCACAUUGUUCUGAACAGAGCAGUCACUUCUCUCAUCUUUAAGACAUUUUUUUGUUUCUCUUCACUUUUCAUGGCAUCUGCCAAUCAUCUCAAAGAAUAAGCCAUCUGUUUCUGAUCGCCGACCAAUCAGAUCAGAGACCGACGCUCGCCGGCCAACGGCAGCAUCAACAUGUUGCAGUUCGUCUGCGCCGACAUUUACCGGCAUUUUACCGUCUGCCUUUCUCUCUACUACGGCCCAUUUUCAGACUGCUGCUCUCUCAUUUCACUCCUUCCUACAUUUUAUCCAUUUCUCAACCUUUUCCCUUCAUUUACUCCAUUUACUUUCCUUAAAAAAAAUUUAAAAAAACAAAAACAGAUGUUGCCUUAGGUAUAAUUUAUGUUACACAAACCAAAAAAAAAGAAAAACAGGAGUACUUUUUUGUUGUUGUUGCUGAGCAGAUCUACUCUGCCUUGCAAAAAUGGGUUAAAAGUUUUCACAUUUUAUGACUUUUACAACCAGAAACUUCACUGUAGUUUGUUGGGAUUUUAUUUCGUAGAUUGACAAAGUGUUGCAUAAUUAUGAACUGUAAGGAAAUCUGCUUUGGAGAACUACUUUUAAAGUUUAGAUGUCUUCAUCAUCUUCCACGUGUUUCCUGUCUCCGCUAUAUGGAUUGAUGUUAAUUGGACUUCUGGUGGUUUCUUGGUGCACCAUCCUAAUAAAGGCCUGGUUUCUAGUUUUCCAGUCAACAUAUUCUACCACCUGAGCUGUGGACCUCUGCAGCUCCUACAAAGCUAUCAUGGCCCACUUGCCUGCUUUUUUGAUGAAUUUGCUUCUAUUGCAUUUUAGGACAUGUGCAACGUUCUCAUUUUGAUCUUUUCACCGCGGAAAAAUCUGAUUUGUGCCUCUUCCAUAAGUGGUACUAAUGCUGCAUUCCAGUUGUACUCUGAACUGGAAAAGUCCAGCUUCCCCAGUCAGAACUCCCACUGAAAUCGGAUUUCCCUCUGGGAAACUGGGAGCAACUUCACUACCCCUCAGUUAAGACUUGGACAGCGUACUUUCUGUUGCAAUAUGGCCGCCUCUCGCAUCAACAGUAGAAAUCUGUGGUGGAAACAUGUUUAUUUAACAAGACACAUUUCUAAUAUUGCGUCUAAAAUCAAUGUAGCUUUAAACUGAACAAAUCAGAAGUGGAGUUUGCUUUUGAAAAGUAAAGCUUAAAAUGAUGUUUGGGCGCCGCCAUGUUGAAAUUCUGGCUUCUUAACUUGACGGCUGUUUCCUUUGUUUUGACGUCAAACCCUGCUGAGAGUUCCCAGGUAACUGGAACGCCACAUUAACCGUAUCUGAUCGUUUUCAAAGCAUUUGCAGUCUGAAUGGUGACAUUGCAUUUUAUCCAACUUUUAAGUCAUUGACGCAAGACUUUCGUCAUAACUCUGCACCAGAUGAACCCAGACUCUGUAAAUCAGGAUGUAAACGAUGGCCGACGCUAACAGUGACGACACUUAGCUUUCUUUUUAUUAGAUUCCUUUGUCUUGUUGUGAUCUUGUAACGAUACUGUCGACUCUUAUUGUUCAAUAACUUUCAUUAGCGGCACCAUCCAUUGCUACUUCCAUAAACAUUUUGAUGUUGUGUCGCUUUGGGAUGGUGCCCAAAAGUCUGACUGCGCUUGCAUUUAAUUAGUAGUAUGAACACUCACUUAAAACUAAAUUAAAAUCUGAUUUUGGAAAAAGAGUCAGAUUUGAGCAUCAGUGUGAUGUGUGAAUUAAGUGUUUAGGUUUUCAUAAGUCUCCUUUUUUAGUUGACAAGAGAUCUGAGAUGAAUGGGAUUUUAUUUUGGGCUGACUUACAGAUGCAUUCCACACUUGUGAGAUUUUAUUUGCAGAUAUCUAAAUCAUUUUCUUCCCACUUUGCAAUUAUCCACUACUUUGAGUUUAUCAAAUGAAAUCCUUUUUAAACUCUGAGGUUUGUGGUUGUAACACGAAUAAAUGGAAAGUUAAACUCUUUUGUAAAACACUCUGCUUCAUGUGGAGAAUCUGAUCUAUCGCUCCUUGUAUUGAAAUGUUUUCUUUUUCUUAUUAGAAGUGAGUGUUUAAUACUUAGGCCUUUGUAAAGCGACUCUGUUUAGGUAAACAAUGCUAUUCACACGGACCUGUUUAAGUCUGGUCUGUUUUUAUCUCGAUCAUCGCACCUCUUGAUGCCAAGCCUUGAAACAACAUUUAGUUGAACAAAAAAAAUCCAUUCAGAUGCAUUUUUCUGGUGCGAUUGCUUUUGCCUUUAUCUGUGGCGUCUGCAGACUGAGCUCCCGGCGGCUUCUCUGAUUGGUCGGAUUGUUUUAGGCAACUUCAAUUAGUAGCUGAGUGGAUUUUUGUUUCUAAAUUCAGGUUUUGGAUUAUAUAUUAUAUAUAUCUUCUUAGACUGUUAUUGAUAUGUCUGGUUUUUUUUUACUGUUUGGGAAAAUUGCAAAAAAUAAAUAAAUAAAAAAAAAUGUCAAGUGAUUAUCAUUGAUGCUAAAUACAAGAGCUAAACCAUGCAGAAGGAGUAAUGGUGAAGGUGUUUUGCUUUGGGGUUUUUUGACAAUGAUUAGAAAAACAAAUGUAGCAAUAUCAACAACAGGUUUUGUUUUUUGCCCAAUUUUGUUACUCUUUUAUGCAACUUUAAUAAAAACAUUUGAAAUUUA